AUGGAUAGCAAGGAAUUGGGCCCCGACGUCCCUCAAGCGUCUCAUGAUGAGAAGCAUGCCCUUGAUGGAGCUCACAACGAUGUUCCUCCCGGCAGCGGAGGUCGACGCGGUUCAACUGCUCUCAACAUUGUUGAAAACCCGUUGCAGCGCGUAACACCAGAAAAAGCCGUCAACGAUGCUCGCCUCUUCGCCCAGAACCACGGCAUGCCCGAACAUGCAGAACUCUUUGGACGCGCUGCUCUCGUAGCCCGCGAUCUAGACCGCUUCAACAAUGUCAAAGAACUCCAAGAAGACGAACGACAAGCCCUCGAGUACGAGAGAGAUCACAAGUGGCACGGCCCAAAGAUGCUCUGGUACUCAAUCGGACUGUGCGCCAUUGGAGCCGCCACCCAAGGCUGGGAUCAGACCGGUUCCAACGGUGCUAAUCUUUCGUUCCCUAAAGAAUUUGGCCUCGACGAGGAAAAGAGUAUUCGUGAUCAAUGGAUUGUCGGUCUGGUCAACUCCAUCAUCUUUCUUACUGCUGGUCUCAUUGGUGCAUUCAUCGUUGAUCCUCUAAAUCACUACUUUGGUCGUCGAGGUGAAAUCUUCAUCACCGCAUGCUGUCUUACCGCAACGCCUAUCGCUUCCGGCUUCACCCACUCGUGGCAAACACUUUUCGCUGUCCGCUUCGUAAUGGGCAUCGGUAUUGGAGCCAAAAACGCUACGGUCCCCAUCUACUCAGCAGAGAUGGCUCCCGCGCGCAUCCGUGGUGCCCUAGUCAUGUUCUGGCAGUUGUGGGUCGUCAUCGGAAUCUUCCUCGGCUUCUGCGCCAACGUUAUAGUCAAGGACACUGGCCGAAUCGCGUGGCGUCUACAGCUUGGCUCUGCCUUUAUCCCCUCCUUAAUCUUGGGUAUCGGUAUCUUCUUCUGUCCCGAGUCACCGCGUUGGCUCAUGAAGCACGGCAAGCAUGCCAAGGGAUUCCAGUCGAUGCAGAGGCUACGAGCUCACGAUAUCAUUGCUGCGAGAGACUUUUACUACUCCUGCAUUAUCUACGAGGAGGAAUUACUUGUCGCGAGGGGUGCCGGGUACUUCCAGCGCUUGUGGGAUUGCUUUGCUGUGCCACGAAUUAGACGCGCCAACUACGGUGCCUCGACUGUCAUGAUUGCGCAGCAGAUGUGUGGUAUCAACAUUAUUUCCUUCUACAGUUCGACCAUCUUCGUCAACGCUGGAUACACGCAGGUUGAGGCUUUGUAUGCUUCGCUUGGAUAUGGUGCUAUUCAAGUUAUCGCAACAAUCCCAACGUUGUUCCUCAUCGACACCAAGGGACGACGAACUCUUACUCUCAUUACCUUCCCGUUCAUGUGUAUCUUCUUGCUCGCUGCUGGUCUGUCUCUCCUCAACCACAGCGACAGCAGAGGUGCCCGGAUUGGACCUGUUGUUCUCUUCGUCUAUCUCUUCACAAUCGCCUACUCUCUGGGUGAAGGUCCAGUCGCCUUCCAAUACUCUGCCGAAGUAUUCCCCACCAUCCAGCGUGAGCAGGGUAUGGCCUGGGCCGUCUGCAUCAACAACACCUUUGCUGGUGUUCUUGGACUUACCUUCCCUCGAAUGACUGCUGCCAUGUCACCCACUGGAGCCUUCGGCUUUUACGCAGGACUCAACCUGAUCGCGUGGGGCAUGAUCUUUUGCUUCGUCCGUGAAACCAAGCAGCUCACACUUGAGGAACUCGACCAGGUCUUUUCCGUCCCAACAAGCCAGUUCAUUUCUUACGAGACCAAGGUCUGGCUGCCAUACUUUAUCAAGCGCUAUAUCCUCCGCAAGCAGAUUGAGAAGCCCCCAAGAAUCAUUGAGCGUGCCGAUAAGUCUCAGGACUCUGCUUGA
Fusarium pseudograminearum CS3096 is the source of this 1857-nucleotide messenger RNA. RefSeq lists its product as uncharacterized. The transcript is spliced from 9 exons. Lineage: Eukaryota; Fungi; Ascomycota; Sordariomycetes; Hypocreales; Nectriaceae. The record is from RefSeq and is a predicted model, not a curated record. Gene Ontology annotation, biological process: transmembrane transport. Gene Ontology annotation, cellular component: membrane. Bases 1 to 1857 code for a protein of 618 amino acids. Gene Ontology annotation, molecular function: myo-inositol:proton symporter activity.